AUGACGAUGGUAAUGGAGAACCAAAACCGCCCUUAUGGCGGCAUGAGCUUCGACAAUGUCUACCAUCACAAUCCGCCCCAAUUCACAGACCCGUGGGCGACUGCACACACCUCAGCUCAUUCGACACCCCCCGUGUAUGCGACCUCCAUGGGCAACAGUGCCAGCAUUCCUGUCAUCAAGCAAGAGGAUGUCGCUCGCUCCGCCGCCAUGUCCAUGUCCUACGCCAACAUUCCCGUCUCUGCGCCCUCCAUGGUACCCAGCAGCAACUAUGCCACCUCCGGCUACAGUGCAGAGGUGAUGGGGAUGCAACAUGAGGUUCCUCGAACGGGCUACGAGCAGGCCCCCGCCUAUACUACCGCGCCUGCCAUGAGCAGCUACGCGCAAGCCAGCUAUGCUCCCGCUGCGUAUGCUCCCAUCCACGCCACUUCACCGACGGAUAUUCGUCGCAUUUCGCAUUCUGAUCGUCUCGCUUCAUCGGCUUCCGCGCCAACUUUUGGAGACGCCCUUGAUGCCAGUCGCGGGAUGGUGGCUCUCAGCCAGGAUCUGACCCCUCGCAAUAUCUACGGCCCUCGCGGCGCACGCAGCUCAACGGACGCCUACGGGUUCCCUACCAAUCACUCAUCUACCUCCUCCAUCUCGUCCGGCAGCACAUACCCCUACUACAGCGCUUCCGUCGGCUCCGUGGAUUCAUCAGUGACCGACUACAGCUCGACCACAUCCGAGUCCUACGAGUCGCGCACCCUUCCUCGCCCGACCAGCCUACUGGCCGGCAGCGCUCCCCCGGGGCCUCAGUCCAUGAUGAGCCAAUUCAGCUCCAAGAUGCCCUCCAACACACAAAAGAAGCACAAGUGCAAGGUCUGCGACAAGCGGUUCACUCGACCUUCUUCCCUUCAAACGCAUAUGUACAGUCACACUGGUGAAAAGCCAUUUGCUUGUGACGUGGAGGGAUGCGGGCGACACUUCUCAGUCGUCUCCAAUCUGCGCCGACACAAGAAGGUGCACAAGGGUGAGAAGGAGGGUGGAUCGCCCGACGACGAUGAGUAA
Penicillium oxalicum is the source of this 1044-nucleotide messenger RNA. RefSeq names its product C2H2-type zinc finger protein. Gene Ontology annotation, cellular component: nucleus. Bases 1 to 1044 code for a protein of 347 amino acids. Gene Ontology annotation, biological process: regulation of transcription by RNA polymerase II. The record is from RefSeq and is a predicted model, not a curated record. Gene Ontology annotation, molecular function: DNA-binding transcription factor activity, RNA polymerase II-specific; RNA polymerase II cis-regulatory region sequence-specific DNA binding. The transcript has 3 exons. Lineage: Eukaryota; Fungi; Ascomycota; Eurotiomycetes; Eurotiales; Aspergillaceae.